GUGUGUGUGUGUGCGUGUGCGUGUGUGUGUGUGUGUGUGUGUGUGUGUGUGUGUGUGUGUGUGUGUGUGUGUGUGUGUGUGAGGGGGCGGUGAUGAUUCAGAAGUCAGAUUUCUCACAGGAACAGCCACUUCACUGGAAGCAGAAGCACGUUGCAGUUGGCCGCCCUCUGAGUCUGUCAUUGUGAGAAAACUGAGCUGUCAAAAUGUCCAGAGUCGCCAAUCUGUCGAAGCUGCGGCAGGAGAGGAUGAGGGAGAUCAACCUGCGGAAUAAAGAGAGGGAGAGAAUGAGGGAGCGAGAGAAGGCUGCAAGGGAGAGGGAGGCUCGGUACAGUAACGGUCACCUGUUCACCUCUCUGACGGUUUCAGGAAUGACGCUGUGCUCAGCCUGCAACAAGAGCAUCACAGCCAAGGAGGCACUCAGCUGCCCCACAUGCAAUGUGACGAUCCACAACCGCUGUCGAGACACUCUGCCAAACUGUGCGAAGAUGAAACAGAGGCAGCAGAAAACAGCCCUGUUGAGGAAUAACUCAGCCCUGCAGACCGUCACACUGCGCACUAAAACUCCAGGAAUGCGUGAGCGCCCAUCGUCUGCCAUUUACCCCUCCGACAGUUUCAGACAGACCCUGUUGGGGUCACGCCGAGGUCGCUCUGGCCUCUCUCUGUCCAAGAGCGUCUCCACCAAUAAUAUCUCUGGGAACCUGAAUGACGACUCUCCUCUGGGUCUACGGAGGAUCCUGUCCCAGUCCACAGACUCCCUCAGCUUCAGGAACAGAGCCAUGUCUAUGGAGUCCCUCAAUGAUGAUGGAGAGCUGUACUACACCUCUAUUCUGGAGGAGAUCGAGUAUGAGGGUCAGGAGUUUAAGGCGGACUCGUGGAGCAUGGCGGUGGACAGCAGCUACCUGCAGACUCACCGCAAAAACAUCAUCAAGAGGCAGGACGUCAUCUAUGAGCUGAUCCAGACCGAGCUGCACCACAUGCGGACCCUGCACAUCAUGGAGCGUGUGUUCAGACAGGGCAUGCUGGAGGAGCUGCAGCUGGAGCCGAGCACUGUGCAUGCCAUGUUCCCCUGCCUGGACCAGCUGAUCAGGAUACACUCACACUUCCUCGCACAGCUCCUGCUGCGACGCAACCUCAGCAUGCAUCCCGGGUCCAGCCGCAACUUCACCAUCCACCAGCUGGGAGACAUUCUGCUGGAGCAGUUCUCAGGUCAGUGUGCAGACGACAUGAGGAAGACGUAUGCUGAGUUCUGCAGCCGACACAUGAAGGCCGUCAAACUGUAUAAAGAGCUGCUGUCCAGAGACAAAAGGUUCCAGUGCUUCAUACGGCGGGUGAGUCGGGGGCCGUUGCUGCGUUGCCAUGGUGUCCAGGAGUGCAUCUUGUUGGUGACUCAGCGGAUCUCAAAGUAUCCUGUUCUCAUCCAGAGGAUCCUGGACAACACCACCGAUGAUGAAGAGGAAGCAUCCUCUCUGGCUCAGGCUCUCUCCAUGGUCAGAGAGCUGCUCAGUUUGAUAGACCAGCAGAUGGAGGAUUUGGAGAAAACCCAUCGUCUGCAGGAGAUCCAGGCCAAGCUGGACCCUCGGGCCGAGACCAGAGUCCGGGACGGAUCACUUUUCAAACCUGGAGAGCUUUUCAGACGGAGACUCGUCCAUGAAGGAAUCCUCUACUGGAAAACACCUGGAUCAAGACUCAAAGAUAUCCAGGUCCUCCUGAUGACAGACAUCCUGGUGUUUCUGCAGGAGAAGGACCAGAGGUACAUCUUUCCAUGUCUGGACAAACCCCCAGUGCUGUCCCUUCAGAACCUCAUUGUGAGGGACAUAGCCAAUCAGGAUCGAGGGAUGUUCCUCAUCAGCGACUCGUCUCCUCCUGAGAUGUACGAGUUUCACGCUGCCACCAAAGAGGACAAGAACAUGUGGAUCCGACACAUCCAGCGCACCGUCAGCAAGUGUCCAUCCAGGGAGGAGUUUCCUCUCAUAGAGACUGAAUACAAGGCUCACCUGAGGAGACUCAAAGCUGACCUGCAGCAGAAGGACCGAGAGAUGUUGGAGCUCCUGCAGGAGAGGGUGAUGUUGUUCUGUGAGCUGACGGAGGUGACGAGUGGCCAGGAGGGGCUUCAACCCCCCAUCACCCGAUACUUAUUCCGAGCGGACACACCACAAGCCCCCCGAGCAGAGAAACUGCUGAUGGACGCCACAGCUGAGGUGGACAGGUUGAGUGAGCUCCUCCUGGGCUCCAGCUUGGACAUCCCUCUUCUGUAUCAUCACAACCACCUGGAGGCACUAGAGACCGGUGAUCAGGAUCUGUUGGUGAACGGAGCUCAUGAUUUCUUUGCAGCAAAGGAUUGCAUGAGGAGUCCAGACCAGCAGCCACCCUCUGAGAUCUAUCAGAAGCUGGUGAAUCUCAGCAUUUAUCUUCACGCUCUGCAGGCUGCAGUCAUCAAACAGGACUCCAUCUUGGAACUGCUGCUGCAGCCUCAGGACGCAGUGUCACCAGCUGGAGGAGGAGCAUGGCGCCCCAUCUGGCGUGACGGUGCAAAUCGUGAGUCCGGCACAGGUUCGACCAUUGGUGAGCUGGCUCUUCUUCAGAGGCAGCACAGUCUGCUGCAGGAGGAGCUGCUGAGGCUGAGGGACGCCGAGAGCCGAUUCAAAGACAGCGAGAGAGCACGCACCAAACUGGAGCGACAGGUCCGACACAUGAAGGUCUGCACCGGGGCCGCACCUGUCCCCCAGCAUCAUGCAGAGCUGACAUCACAGAUGGUCUCUCUGCAGUCAGGAAGAGGUUCAUCAGGAAGCGACACUCAGCGGGGCGGGCAGGAAUCCAUCAGCCAGUCAGACGGCCUGCAGGACGGCAGUGAUUUGGAGGUAGACAUGACGUCAGAUGAUGAUGAUGGGUCCGAAUCUGAAAGCUCCAAAGAUCUUCAAGAUAUUCCAGAAGAGAUCUGAUUCUCUGCAUGUGCCACAGCGCUUUAUGAGUUUAUAGUCAGUGUAUGAUGAUAUCAACGAAUCGAUGCAGACAGUGCACACUGUUUUACUUUCUUAACAAAAAGCACAACAGUGUGCAUCUCAUCUGCACAUCUUAGUGUUUCUUUAGCUGCUUUGCUUUCCAGUAGUUAACCUGUGACAGUGAGUGCUUUUAUUUUCAGCUGUGGAUUGUUUGGAUUUCUGUUCCUUCAUCAGGUGACCAAAGGAGAGGAGGACUAGUGGAUGGUGCUGAUGUGAGACUAUUUUAUCUGAAGAGAUGACUCUGAUGGUCGGGGCACUGUUAGGGCUACCGCCUUGAACACGCUGUGCUAACAAUGACUGCACUCUAAUUCAUGAGGAAAUCAGGGAAUUUAUGAGUCAUCCACUUUAUAACAUUAACACAUAAGUUUAUAAGAACAACAGUGAAAAGAAAACUUGGAGUAAUGCACUUUUAAAGUUUAUACUUGGUGUCUUCUCACCACAUUUGCCAAAAUGGAGUCUCUGAAUGUAAGCUGAGCUGGUGAGUGUCGACUGGCAGCAGUAAAGACAGCAGCCAUGACGUGACGGUUUACCCCUCUGCUUCUUUAAAAACAUCACAACUUCAAAUGCUGUACCUGAAAAACAAGCCAUACAAGGAGAGAAUGGUCAUUUCUAUUAAUCAUUAAGGUUACAAAGGCAGCAACCUGAACACAAGCACAUUGAAAAGCAAUCCAACAAACUGUCUGGCAAUAAAUUAUUUAACAAUGCCUGAAAUAUCCAGAGUGUGUUGAGACAGUGUUACAGUGAAGCUGAGACUACAGAUUCACAGCCAUAAACUGACAUCAUUUCAGUCUCAACACAAAGGCAUAGUGUUAAUCCUGAUAUUCAGUAAUUAUUCUGUUUGACUUCCUCUUAUCAUUUUAUGACUUAGUAAUCCAGGUUAGUGAACAGAGUUUAAAAUGUGAAGGAAAACCUGUAAGUGUCCAUAUGGGGAUGUAACAAUACACUCACUUCACAGUACAAUACCAUUCACAACGCUGGGUUCAGGAUAUGAUUUUCUUAUUAGUUUUUUUAAGAGUGGAAGAACUUCCGACCCAGCCUUAAAGAGUGUCUGAUCAAACCAUCGUGAGACUUUUAUUUAGCCUUUGUACUGCUGUAUGCCUUGGUUUCUUUACUUCCUAUUCUGAUUACAAACAGGCUUUUAUUUUGAAAGAACACAAAAAGAAAUUCCUAAUAAAGUUUCAGGAGUGAAUGAAAACAGCUAAAAUAAGUGAAAUGGAUGUGUUAGCACCCCAUGUGGAGACACAAGCUCUGUUGUCAUAACUGUUAUGUUUCUCUCUGUCACCUCCAGAGCAGGGCCUUUUCUCAAACCAAUCCCCACAUCCUCAUCCUACUCAUUUCCUCUCUGUGUGCACAAUCUUAUAGAAGGUCUGCCCGGUGAGUGCUUUCUAAACCAAGUGGCAACUUAAUGCUGUGAGAAAUUAAGCAAGAUGAGGACAUUUUGAAAACUGAAAUUCCUCGAAUGUCCUCUUGAGGCUAGCUCCAAAAGCCUGACAGCCACAUAUACAUCCAAGAAAGCUGAUAGAUGUGUUUACAGCAUGGAUCAAAAGACUCUGUUUCUGUAUCAAUGGCUCAGUUCUCUAUCAGCACACACUGUGCGGGGGUGAAAUUUUGGGGGUGAAGUGAGUAGUUUAGAAGAUCUUAAGAUUACAGGUUUUGCUCAAUUAGGGGCACAACUGACAUUACAAACAGGCGGACACACUGUAGAUGUUAGGACAUCAAGAUUAAAAGCCUGCCUUAUCACCGCCUCUUUGCCUCUUACUAGGUCGACCAAAAGUUAGGCUGAGUCAGUAUUUCCAAUAUGGCCACUGAUGAUGGGCUUCAAAACUUAAAACAAAACCAAUGGGUGACAUCACAGAGACUAUGUCCAUGUUUUAUACAGUCUGUGAUUGAAGACCUCUGUGUGUAAAGAGAGAGGCAUUUUUAGACUCUCCAUCUGCACGUCUGUACUGAUGCUGGUUUACUGACCAGGUUAAACACUGUUUAUCUUUCCUCAUUCAGUGAAGUCCUGUGUUAUAACCUGAGCAGACAGAAGUUGCCUUUAUCUAGAUAUAAACAAAACAAUCAUUCAGAUCUUAAAAUCUAAACUCUUACAAUAUAUCAAGGAUCUAAUUUACCACUUUCCUGUCUUGAAAACAGUAUGAUUUUAUUUGAUUAUAAAGUGUUUUAUAUUUACAGGGUCGGUAAAAAAUAAUUUGAAUUUAACAUUAGGUUGAAAAUAAUAAGAUUACAACAGAAAAAAAUCCACUAAAGAAGAUGAGGAGAACUUCUCAUCCCGUGAGUCUGCUCAAUGAUAAUUUAUAUAAAGAGCUCAUUACUAUUUUUAACCUUGGUUACAUAAAGUCCCUGUUUGGAAGGAGUGAGGGGAGUCUGUCCUAUCAGAUCGCUAGACCUCGAUAAAGCUGCUUCAAGCUGUGGGUGUGACUUCUAAUGGAGUGCAAGAUGAAGGGGAGUGUAAGAGAGAAAACAUCCAGGUGUGGUGACAGUACUCACCACUCAUAUACCAGGAGCAGAGAGAGAGAUCAACACCUAGUUUAUGGAUAGAUGUCAGUCUUAAUAUGUAUAAUGUAUAAAAAUGUUAAAUGGAGGUCUGAUCUCUUUGUCGGGCCAUCCUGGUAUCUUCUGUGUGUGAUACCUGGACGUCUGUGUUACCUCUUCACCUGCUGCCUCUAUGUCUAUACACCUUUAUUCAGCUACAGACAGAAGGGACGUAAUGACGUCAAGCAAGGGAAGUCAAAGGAUGACAGCGCCCUCUCCUUUUCAAAAAGUGUACCAAUAAUCAUUUUUCAUCUCACUGAUUUAAUUCGUCCCUCACAUGCACAAAUUUUCAACUGUCUCUUGAUGUAUCGUUACAUCCCUAUGUGAAGUGAAACAGAGCAGUGUCAUAUGACUAAAUCAAACUUAAGUAAAUUCAUAAAAGAAUUAAAGACAGGCCUGAAUGUUAGAAGCACAGACUACAGAAUGUCAAACCCUCUCUGACAAGCCUUUCUCCAAACUGGACAAUAUUUAAAAGAUCUCAUCGUCUUCCAUUUUCCUGAUAUGACAACUCUUUUUGCAGUCCUUAAAAAGAUUACAGGUCAGUGCCUUCCAAACCUUUAAAAAUGACUGUUACAGGAAGGAUUCAGACGUCUGUUUGUCGGGUAGAUUCCUGCUGUGGUUGUUAAAGACACAAAAGAUAAACACUUUUGGAAAUCUUCGUCCCAUUCAAGAUAAAGAUUUCCGACAAUGAGGCAAUGCUUUGUAGACUUAACUUUGAAGGAACAUUUGUUACAUGGUGGUUGAGAGGAUAGUUAACCUUUAAGUUUUAUUUGGUCAGAAAUCUGGGAUUAUUUCAAACAAUCAAAUCACAAAGAAUAGACUUUUCUUUACAGUGAACAUUAUCUGGGGAGGAUGUGCGGAUCAAAAUAUCCAUGCAGAGUUGAAUAUUUUACAAGUUCCAGCUUCUUUGUGUUGCCACUGAUACCUGUCAUUAUAAUCUAUAUAGACCUGGAUUGAUCUUUAAUGAACGUCUCACAGUGCGACACAGGAAAGCAGCGUUAUCAUUUCAAAGGUACCAGAUGAGGAUCUCUGAAAGACUGAGGACUCAAAGGGGCUUAAGUUUUUUUGUUAAAGUAGUUUUCAGUCUGUAGAGUGUUUGGCUGAAUCGUUCUGCAUGUUUUUAAACCCUCCCUCAACUUCUUCUCAAGACUGCAAUAGAAAUAAACUUUAAGCUUUAUUGUGAAUUUAUCCAUAAAAGAUUAUUAUGUGUGAAAACUGGCUCUAUCUAUCUAUCUAUCUAUCUAUCUAUCUAUCUAUCUAUCUAUCUAUCUAUCUAUCUAUCUAUCUAUCUAUCUCAUAUUGUCCUCAGGAUGAAGCUGUCAGUGUAUUUAAUGUAAAUAGCGUGGAUUUGUGGGAAACCGUCUCUGAGUUAUGCAGAUGUUUUCUGUGCUGCAAAAUUAAUGUGAACUUUACACUCUAAAUUUUUCUGCUGUGCGUCUUCUUCUCUGAUAUGAAUGUAUUUAAGAUGAUGUCUAAGUGACACCUGCUGGUGUGUGUUUCGAGGCAGGUUUGAUACCCUCCUUGGUGGAAACUGAAGAAAUAUUGAGAUGUAUGAGAUACUUUAAGAAGUAGAUGGUGUUAUAACUUGAACAGAUUCUAUACUUGUGAAAUGCCUAAUCUGAAAAAGGGCUGUACUUUAGUUUGCACACCAUUCUUCAUUAAUGUGAAUUAUAAUACUUCAUCAAAUAUUAAACAUGUAAUACAAACAUGCUG
This is a messenger RNA of Notolabrus celidotus (New Zealand spotty), 7247 nucleotides long. It is a transcript of the gene arhgef2a, whose product is annotated as Rho guanine nucleotide exchange factor (GEF) 1a. Bases 204 to 2939 code for a protein of 911 amino acids. NCBI's taxonomy places the organism in Eukaryota, Metazoa, Chordata, Actinopteri, Labriformes, Labridae. Gene Ontology annotation, molecular function: guanyl-nucleotide exchange factor activity; microtubule binding. The transcript is spliced from 24 exons. Gene Ontology annotation, cellular component: cytoskeleton; ruffle membrane. Gene Ontology annotation, biological process: cell morphogenesis; regulation of Rho protein signal transduction; actin filament organization. The record is from RefSeq and is a predicted model, not a curated record.